Eimeria tenella is the source of this 1794-nucleotide messenger RNA. RefSeq names its product leucine carboxyl methyltransferase, putative. The transcript is spliced from 12 exons. Gene Ontology annotation, molecular function: methyltransferase activity. Bases 1 to 1794 code for a protein of 597 amino acids. NCBI's taxonomy places the organism in Eukaryota, Apicomplexa, Conoidasida, Eucoccidiorida, Eimeriidae. The record is from RefSeq and is a predicted model, not a curated record. Gene Ontology annotation, biological process: methylation.
AUGAGGCCAGGGCAGGAGGGAUGGCCACACUGCUGUCCCACCUCUCCAAAAGCGGCUCAGCCGCCGCUAGGCUCUGCUGCUGUUUUUGGGAACCUCUCUACAGCUCCUCUGCGUGACGUUAAUGCAGUGUCAGCUGCUGCAGCCACCUCUUCGCAAGUGGACGCAUUGCAGCAUCAACAGGGUUCAUCGUUGGCUUCUUUGUGGGGGACUCCACGGCCGCGCCAACCUACCCCAAUUCCCACCGAUACGUUUCCGCGGAGACCAGGCUUCCCUCUUGGCUGUGCCGUGCAGAGGGCCGCUGAUGCGGUGCAUGCAGGGAGCACUGAACCCCCGAUAUUCCCUGACAUGCAUGCAUUUGAGGAGCCCUCAGCAUUUGGGGUCGGCAGAUGUGGCAGCGCUUCCUUAGAGGCGAUGAACUCAUCAUGGCUGGGUACCCACUCGCGUGGAUUUGGCUCUCCAGGAGUCUGUAGGUCACCAACAGCAGCCGCUGCUACAGCAAACAUUGGCGACAGGGCGCCAGCCAAAUCAGGCUCUUUCUGCCACUCCCCGCGGCCUCUUGGACCACUAGGGGAGGACAGAGAAACUGUGGAGGGGUGGGGCGCUAGCGGCUGGGGUGGCGACUGCGCUGGCGUUAAGCAGACCAGUGGUGAUGCCGCAACUAGCAAACUGUCUGCUGCCCUCCUAGGCUAUUUCCCCGAUGAAUUUUUGAGCCAUUUCGUCACGCAGCCAAUACGCAUGCAGCCACUCAUAAACAGAGGCUAUUAUUCACGAGUCGAGGCCAUUCGCCGUCUCAUUAAAUCGUUUUUAGAAGACGCUCAAAGCUUAGCCACCAAACGGCAGUCACGGCAGCCAGCCAGGGAGGCCGAAGCCGAAAUCUCUUGCAGUAAUCGGGAUGCCUCAGGCCAGUCGGCAACUACUGCUGUGGUUCCCCCAGUGGGCGCGAGGUGUACCUUUCAACCGCAGGAGAAUGCAGAGUGCGUGGGUCAGGAAAGGGAUAGCAUGAAUGGAAAGGGAGGCAACCCUAUUGCCCAAGUUGUCAACAUAGGAGCUGGGGCAGAUACUACUGCUUUCUUUCUGGCGCGCCAAGGCAGCACAGUUGCGUUUGACAUUGACUUUCCAGAUGUUUGUCAGGAAAAAGCGGCGGUUAUCCGGCGGGUUCCGGAGUUGCGCGAGUGCGUUGGCGCGCCCUGUCAGUCAACAGCAAUUGUCGACUCUUGUGUACUGCGCACGAAAAGCUAUCGCUUGGUCGCGGUGGACAUGCGAGAUGUGAACGCUCUGAAAGCGGCAAUGAAGAAUGCAGGCUUAAGGGAAGAUCUGCCAACCCUCUUUCUAUGCGAAUGCGUGCUUAUUUACCUUCGUAUUGAAGAUGCAGAUGCGGUGCUGCGCUGGGCAUCUGCAGCCGUGCCGCUAGCCCCUAGCGCCCUCAUCAUAUACGAGCAGUUUAAUCCAGACGACCCUUUCGGCCGCAUGAUGGUCCGCAACCUGCAAAUGCGCAACUGCCCGCUGCUGACUAUAAGGAAGUACCCUACGCUGAACUCACAGCGGGAACGGUUUGCUGAACAAGGCUGGCCCGAGUGCAGCCUUGCGGACAUGCGGAGAGUUUACGAUAAAUUUCUCCCCGAGUCCGAAAGAAACCGCGUGCAGGCUCUAGAAAUAUUUGAUGAGCUGGAGGAGUGGUGGCUAAUUCAGAAUCACUACUUCCUGGGUGUCCUCUUGCGCCCGGCGCCUCCCCAGGUGGGAGGGUCAACGCUUAGCAGUCUGGUUGGCGUGUUCGAACGAGGUGACGAACAGUGA